Messenger RNA from Lotus japonicus, 1778 nucleotides. RefSeq names its product eukaryotic initiation factor 4A-11. Gene Ontology annotation, molecular function: ATP binding; RNA helicase activity; translation initiation factor activity. Gene Ontology annotation, biological process: cytoplasmic translational initiation. The transcript is spliced from 6 exons. Gene Ontology annotation, cellular component: cytoplasmic stress granule. Bases 178 to 1419 code for a protein of 413 amino acids. The record is from RefSeq and is a predicted model, not a curated record. Lineage: Eukaryota; Viridiplantae; Streptophyta; Magnoliopsida; Fabales; Fabaceae.
CUCACUAUUCCCACUCACUUUCGCAAAAACAAAACGCACUCUUCGCAAUCUCUUUCUCUUUCCUCAACUCCGCGGCUUAGAUCUGAGGAGUUUGGGAAACCCUAACCGCCUCUCUCCGAUAACACUCUCCGCCUCCGCUCUCUUCUCCGAUCAACCACCGCUUCCAUCACCGUCAGUAUGGCUGGACUCGCACCGGAAGGCUCGCAGUUUGAUGCAAAGCAUUAUGAUACCAAGAUGAGUGAAUUGCUUACUACUGAAGGACAGGACUUCUUCACCUCCUAUGAUGAGGUUUAUGAGAGUUUUGAUGCUAUGGGCCUUCAAGAGAACUUGCUGAGAGGCAUUUAUGCAUAUGGUUUUGAGAAGCCCUCAGCUAUUCAGCAAAGAGGAAUAGUUCCAUUCUGCAAGGGACUUGAUGUUAUACAACAGGCUCAGUCUGGAACUGGGAAAACAGCAACUUUCUGUUCUGGGAUUUUGCAGCAACUUGACUACAGUUUGACUGAAUGCCAAGCCUUGGUUCUAGCACCAACUCGGGAGCUUGCUCAGCAGAUUGAGAAAGUUAUGCGAGCACUUGGAGACUAUCUAGGUGUCAAGGUGCAUGCUUGUGUUGGAGGUACCAGUGUUCGUGAAGACCAACGCAUUCUAUCAAGCGGUGUUCAUGUUGUUGUUGGUACUCCUGGUCGUGUAUUUGAUAUGCUUCGCAGGCAGUCACUUCGACCAGAUAACAUCAAGAUGUUUGUAUUGGAUGAGGCUGAUGAAAUGCUUUCACGUGGUUUUAAAGAUCAGAUCUACGAUAUAUUCCAACUGCUGCCAUCCAAGAUUCAAGUUGGAGUUUUCUCUGCUACAAUGCCUCCUGAGGCUCUUGAAAUCACCAGGAAGUUUAUGAACAAACCUGUAAGGAUCCUUGUGAAGCGUGAUGAGCUCACCUUGGAGGGUAUUAAGCAGUUUUACGUCAAUGUUGAAAGAGAGGAAUGGAAGCUCGAUACACUCUGUGAUCUUUAUGAGACAUUGGCAAUCACUCAGAGUGUCAUUUUUGUGAACACCAGAAGGAAGGUUGAUUGGCUGACUGACAAGAUGCGAAGCAGAGACCACACAGUCUCGGCAACCCAUGGAGACAUGGACCAGAAUACCAGAGAUAUUAUUAUGCGAGAAUUCCGUUCUGGGUCUUCCCGUGUUUUAAUCACUACUGAUCUUUUGGCUCGUGGUAUUGAUGUGCAGCAAGUAUCUUUGGUUAUAAAUUAUGAUCUCCCAACACAGCCUGAGAACUAUCUCCAUCGUAUUGGUCGUAGUGGAAGGUUUGGGAGGAAAGGUGUUGCCAUCAACUUUGUCACAAAGGAUGAUGAAAGAAUGCUGUUUGACAUCCAGAAGUUCUACAAUGUGGUAGUUGAGGAGCUGCCUUCAAAUAUUGCUGAACUACUUUGAGGUGUUAGUCUUCAAACAUAAUUAGUGGAAAGUUGGUUUCUGAGGUACUGAAUGCAAUUGAUGGCACUCUGUUAUGAACGUUGACUGGGGGCAGUUAACUUAAUUUUUGAGUAUUCUGAUGUUUAAAAUCGUGUUGGCUACUCUUUGACCAGCUUUACAACAUUUUUGUGUGAUUAUCGGCAAUGCUAGCUUAGUACCCCCUUAUUUUUCAUUGUUUUUUGAAGUCAAUGUUUCAAAAAGUGAUCAAGAUGUGGAGUCUAUUUAAUGUUUGUUGACAUUGUUGUUGUUUUGUGUUAGUGACGGUUAUUUUGGUUACUAUUAUGUCUAGUAGCAUUGAAGAUGUCUCCUUUGUUCUCUCA